AGAAUGCUAGAGCUUUUUACUGAAACUUUUUUCGAGUUCUUUUAAGAAUCCACGAAUUAACAGAAUUAAGUCGAGCAAUGUAGAAUGCUGGAGCUUUUUAGUUAAAUUUUUUUCCAGUUCUUUUAAGAAUCUCUGACUUAAAAGAAUCAGGUCAAGUAGAAUGCUAGAGCUACACAUACCACAGCAUUACUGAAAUAUUUUCCAGUUCUUUUAAAUACUCGUUAAUUAACAGAGUUGGGUCAUGCAGAUUGCUAGAGCAGCAGAUAUUACUGGUUUUUUACUGAAACUUUGUCUAGUUCUUUUAAGAUCCCAUGAAUUGACAUUGUUGGGUCAUGCAGAUUGCUAGAGCCGCAGAUGCUACUGCAUUACUGAAAAUAUUUCAAGUUCUUUUGAGAUCCCAUGAAUUAACUUAGUUAGAUCAUGCAGAAUGCAAUAGCUUACUGAAAAAAAUUCAACUUCUUUAGAGUUCGCAUGGACUAAAAGACUUGGGUCAUGCAGAAUACUAGAGCUGCAGAUACUACUGCAUUACUGAGAAAUUUUCCAUUUCUUUUAAGAUCUCAUACAUUAACACAGUUGGGUCAUGCUGCAGAUACUACUGCAUUACUAGAAAAAUUUCCCAUUUCUUUUAAGAUCUCAUACUUUAACAUAGUGGGGUCAUGCUGCAGAUACUACUGCAUUACUUGAAAAUUUUCCAUGUCUUUAAAGAUUAGAUCCUUAAUUGUAAGAUUUAGCAAGUUACCAGUAUGUUUACUAUUGUAUUUCUUUUAUGAUGUAUGCAGAAGCAACUGAUGGACCCUGGGAUCAAAGGUACCCUGAACGUACUGGAAGCAGCCCACAAAGCUAAAGUAAAGCGGCUGGUGCUGACCUCCUCUGUAUCUGCUUUCGUUCCCAACCCAAAGUGGCCUGCUAACACCCCCUUGGACGAGACAUCCUGGACUGAUAUAGACUACUGCAAACAAAAUGGGAUUUGGUAUCCUGUAGCAAAAACACUGGCUGAAAAGGUAGCUUGGGAAUUUAGCAAAGAGAAAGGGUUGGAUGUAGUUGCCGUCAACCCAGGGACUGCUUUGGGUCCCAUUCUCCCUCCUGAUUUCAAUGCCAGCUUGGCCAUGAUCGUCCGCCUAGUCAGUGCAGUCUAUUUUCACAAAGCCUAAUUGCAAUCCUAAAAGCCAGUGGGGUGGAGGCAAAAGCAACAGGAGGAGGGUAGCCUGACUUGGAUCAAUCUAAAGCUGGAAAUUACAGCACAGUGCAGGAUGCAACAAUAAAUUUUGUGCUUGACAAUAGUAUACAAUAUCGCAUGUACGGUUUUCUGUAAUUGGUUUUGUUGUUGCUGCCCUGAUGAUAUUUUGGGGAAGAGCUAUCCAAUUGCCUUCAGUUCCAUUUUCCUCUAUAUAGGUCUUCCUGAAGGUUUGACUCUACACGUUCAUAUUAUACAUUUUUGACAGAAUCAAUAAGUAUUAAGAAUAACAUGACAGCAGGCAAGCACCUUGCAGAGCAUUGCACAACAUUAUGAUUGUGAGCAGAAGGGGGUGUAAUUGCAUGUGACAUUCCUGAUUGUGAGGAGAAGGGGGUGUAAUUGCAUGUGACAUUCCUGAAGGUUUGACUCUACACGUUCAUAUUCUACAUUUUUGAGAGAAUCAAUAAGUAUUAAGAAUAACAUGACAACU
Messenger RNA from Cryptomeria japonica (Japanese cedar), 1664 nucleotides. RefSeq names its product phenylacetaldehyde reductase. The record is from RefSeq and is a predicted model, not a curated record. The coding region runs from base 774 to 1151 and encodes 125 amino acids. Gene Ontology annotation, molecular function: oxidoreductase activity, acting on the CH-OH group of donors, NAD or NADP as acceptor. The transcript has 4 exons. Lineage: Eukaryota; Viridiplantae; Streptophyta; Pinopsida; Cupressales; Cupressaceae.